UAUGUUAUGUUACUUAUGAUCUAAACAAGAAUUAGCGGAUAAAGACUAAAAUGGUCUGCCUGCAGAAUUUGCAAUGGAAGGCUAAGGAGCUCUUGAUCGAACCUUUCUACCUCCUCACAAUCAAUCUCUUGACCCUCUUGCUUCCCCUCUCGUUUCUCCUUUUGGCUAGGGUCUCGUGUGCCCACUAUCUCUUAGCUUCUUAUGCCACACGGCCACUCUCUUCUCUUUUCUUCCCUUUUUUUCUCUACACAAGCCCAACAGUUCUCUAUAUUCUUGUUUCAACUAUUAGCAUAGCAACUCUCAUUCAUGGGUUGACAGGUAAACUUGCAAUUCUAAGUGAGUCGCCGGGCGCAGUUUAUCAACCUCGUUUGUACACAGCCUGGAUUCUGCUUUGCACGUCACAAAUUUGUGUUGGAUUGGGGAUUGAAGGCAGCAUAUCAGUUGGAGUUGAUGGGUCUAGUUUUGGUAAUGAGAGGAGUUUGUUCAGUAGAGUAAUAUUUUUCUUGGGUUUGCACGAAACGAUGCUACUUUGGUUCAGAACGGUGGUGAAGGCAGUGGUUGAUGACACAAUUUUUGGGGUUUCAAAAGAGGAGAGAUGGGUGGAGAGGGUCAGCAUGGCUUUGACUCAUGGUGUCUUUUGGUGGGGGAAGUUGAGAGAUGAGGUGGAAUCUCUGGCGGUUGUGGCUGAGGCUAAAAAAGAGGCGUUAAUGAGUGUAGGGGUGGCUGACUUUGUUGGCUGGUGGCUGUAUUACCUGACCGUCACUAUUGGGAUGGUUAGGCUUGUCAAGGGGCUACUUUGGCUUGGAAUGAUUUUGCUUUGUAAGAUGGUGAAAAGAAAUUCUGUUACUCACCCUUGCGAUGUUGAAGACAAGGUCUGAACAACUAUCCCUCUGAUACUUCUGUAAUUUUCUUUUUAAUUAUCGUUCUGGUCAACAAUUAUAUUGUAUUCUUUCACCUGUAAACUUGCACCAAACGUAUAUUAUUGGGGAAGAUUUCAUCGAUCUUUAUAAUGGUCUUGCCUAUUUGUAACAUAGCAUUGCUUUUAUAUAGAAGGAGCUUGAGAUUAAAAAAGAA
Messenger RNA from Mangifera indica (mango), 1074 nucleotides. RefSeq lists its product as uncharacterized. Lineage: Eukaryota; Viridiplantae; Streptophyta; Magnoliopsida; Sapindales; Anacardiaceae. The record is from RefSeq and is a predicted model, not a curated record. The transcript has a single exon. The coding region runs from base 51 to 878 and encodes 275 amino acids.